CCAGCUGGAAGCAGCUCGAAGGGGUUAAAAAUCAUCAGGAGACUUGAUAAUUAUACAUAACGCAUAUAACGCCAAUAUUUAAAAAUCUCUGCGUUUAAAUCUCACAUGUGAGAAAUCUGCAUUGGGAAAUUAAUAAUGGCGAGCAGCUUCAAUCCUCAUGUUUGGUGAAGAUCAAACGUAAACAAAAACUGGAUUCCUGGCCUGCUGGGAGCUGGGAGUCGCGAUCAGGUCGCGAUCUGGACUUAAAUUCGUAUUUUGAUGUGAAGAACACGAAGAAUAGAGGAUGAGCAAAAGACAUCAUGAGCCAGGAGCAGAAAACAGCAACGAAGCCGACGAACCUCUGAUAAAAAUUCCCAAGUCAUUGUCAUCAUGCAAAACUCUGGAGGCCCUGAUUUCGAUUGGGAAAGAUUUUCCCAUUUUACGGUUUUCAAACAAAAUUCCCGCCGUGGUGAUGAUCCAUCAAGUGUACGACUUGGUUCCAUCACGGACUAUCGUUGACCGGGAAAUGAAUUCGUUACGGAGCAAUGGUGUGAUCUGCGUUUUCCAACUGGGCAUCGAUUUGCAGUCCAGAGCUGUAAUUUUGGCCGAGGACAUGCUUAAAACUGCCAAUGUUUGCUACCCUGGAAACAAAACCGUUGCGAAGUAUUUAGGAAAAAUUAUACCUUUGGGUCUGAUUGAGAUCGAGAAAACAAGACUGGAGUCGAUUGUAUCGAAAACCGAAGCCAAGGAGCUGAUGCACUUUGGUUACCUGGUGUUGAAGGACGCCAAAACCUACAGCCUGUCCUUCCCAAACGCUGGAAACUUCAUCAGAGCCUUCACGAAAGGACGCAAGACCGUCCUGGCACUGAUCAAGAAGGGAAAAUACAACCAAGUAUUGGAAAGGGAAUUGCUGGGGAGGCCUCUGGAGAAGACUGUCGUUCUCGGCACAAAAUACCAAAUCCAUGACGUUGUUGGAGCGGAUUUGGCGCAGAGUUUUGACACCACUUCUGGCAGAAUGCUGAAGAUCAGCCAAAAUGGCGUCAAGGUACUUAAAAAGUGACCUUCUUCUGUGAUAUUUUUCAUCUGAAUCAAAGAUCUAAAUUUUAAUGCGUCAGGGUUACCAUUUCACGUGGUAAUCAUUUACACAAAAGUAAUUCGAAAAAUUAAUUUCUACGUACCAAACUAAAAUGGCUGGAGAUUUAAAAUUUUUAUAAUGUGGCAUAGCUUAAAGAGAAAAAUCUGGCUACUAGAAUAUGACUGGCACACAAUUUUUGUUGUGUUGUGCGUUUAACAAAAAUCUACAAUCGUGAAGUUGUAUUUUGUGGGAAUCAAUUUUCAAAUAACAGUUAAGUUUAGUGUUAUUUGUGUUGGUCGAAACCAAGUCAUGAUAUUUUUUAAUCAUAAUCAGAAGUCCAGAGAAUUUUUCUAAUGCUUAGGUUCAAGAACUAGGAAACUUGAUAGGGAUUUUUCAUCAUAUUUAUUUGCCAUGCGAACUGUUUAGAUGCUGUGUAUGAUUUCUGUUUUUGCGCCAACAAACCGCCACUAAAGAUCUAAAGAAUAAUUAAUUACCCUGCCUCUUAUAAAUUGAGCACAUUUUCGUGUGGAAAAAUAUAUGAUUUACCAAUCAAUAAAAUUCAAGUUUUGUCUAUA
This is a messenger RNA of Cloeon dipterum, 1629 nucleotides long. RefSeq names its product inactive serine/threonine-protein kinase 19-like. The transcript is spliced from 6 exons. Bases 284 to 1039 code for a protein of 251 amino acids. NCBI's taxonomy places the organism in Eukaryota, Metazoa, Arthropoda, Insecta, Ephemeroptera, Baetidae. The record is from RefSeq and is a predicted model, not a curated record. Gene Ontology annotation, biological process: positive regulation of Ras protein signal transduction; protein phosphorylation. Gene Ontology annotation, molecular function: protein serine/threonine kinase activity.